UACAACAAAAAGAAAAACCAAAGAAGGAGAAGAAGGAGAAGAAGAAUAUUCAAAUGGCACCAAGAAGUUCUUUGAUCCGUUUCGCCUUCGUCUGCAUUGUCUUGGCCGUGUUGGUCAUGACUGCCGAGUCGCACAACGGAGUCAACCAUGGUCCUGCUAAGGCUCCAUCGGCACAUGGACAUGGUCCAGCUGCAUCGCCACCCAAAGCUCAUGCUCCGUCUCCAAGUGCUGCCACUUUCUCUGCCUACCCUCAGCUCAUGGCCACCGCAUUGGUCGGUGCUUUGUCUUUCCUCUUCUGAGAUGUGUUUCCAUUUAUCUUUGAGAUUGUUUUCUCUCUGAGUUUUAUUUUUUACUUCCUCUCGUGUCUUCCUUCUUCUUCUUUUGUUUCUUCAAAGAUUGUGAUAUGAUGUUAUGUUCCUAUCAUAAUAAAACAUUUAUCUUUUGAUGUUUGAAAUGUAUUUUCGUCCUUUGAA
Messenger RNA from Camelina sativa (false flax), 473 nucleotides. RefSeq lists its product as uncharacterized. Lineage: Eukaryota; Viridiplantae; Streptophyta; Magnoliopsida; Brassicales; Brassicaceae. The record is from RefSeq and is a predicted model, not a curated record.